Lathyrus sativus (Indian pea) is the source of this 1470-nucleotide messenger RNA. The record is from the annotation of a GenBank genome assembly. Lineage: Eukaryota; Viridiplantae; Streptophyta; Magnoliopsida; Fabales; Fabaceae.
AUGAGCUUGGGCAGGGAAGAUUGUGAAGAUGGAAACAACCUUAAGAAACCGUUCCUAUACACUGGUAGCUGGUACAAAAUGGGAUCAAAACAAUCCAACAUCUUGAACUCUUCAACUCAAUAUGUCCUACGAGAUUCAUCUGUUUCUGUUCUCUUCUGUGUCCUCAUUGUCGCAUUAGGCCCUCUUCAAUUCGGCUUCACAUGUGGUUACACUUCUCCAACACAAGAGAGUAUAAUCAGUGAUCUAAAGCUCUCACUUUCCGAGUUUUCUCUUUUCGGAUCUUUAUCAAAUGUGGGAGCCAUGGUGGGAGCCAUUGCUAGUGGUCAAAUGGCAGAAUACAUAGGACGCAAAGGGUCAUUGAUGAUUGCUGCAAUCCCCAACAUAGUAGGAUGGUUGGCCAUCUCCUUUGCCAAAGACUCGGCGUUUUUGUUUAUGGGGAGGUUUUUGGAAGGUUUUGGCGUUGGAAUAAUUUCUUAUGUGGUGCCUGUUUAUAUAGCUGAGAUUUCACCUCAAAAUAUGAGAGGUACACUUGGAUCAGUUAACCAGCUAUCUAUCACAAUUGGAGUGUUGUUGGCUUAUUUGUUAGGCCUUUUUGUUAACUGGAGAGUACUUGCAGUUCUAGGGACUUUGCCGUGUUUAAUAUUAAUACCAGGAUUAUUUUUCAUACCAGAAUCACCAAGAUGGUUGGCGAAGAUGAGAAUGACGGAAGAAUUUGAGGCUUCUUUGCAAGUGUUACGAGGUUUUAAUACUGAUAUAUCACUUGAAGUACAUGAAAUUAAGAGCUCGGUUGAAUCAAUAGGAAAAGGUGUUACAAUCCGGUUUGCAGAUCUUAAGAUGAAAAAAUACUGGUUUCCUUUAAUGGUAGGUAUUGGAUUACUUGUACUCCAGCAAUUGAGUGGAACCAAUGGAGUGUUGUUUUAUUCAAGUACAAUCUUUCUAAACGCAGGAGUUUCAUCUAGCAAUGUUGCUACAGUUGGACUCGGUGUUAUUCAGGUCAUAGUUACAGGAAUCACUACUUGGUUGGUGGACAAAAGUGGAAGAAGACUACUUCUAAUAAUAUCCUCAUCUAUAAUGACAUUGAGCCUUUUUCUUGUUUCUAUAGCAUUCUAUCUCCAGGGAAUCACAGAGAAGGAUUCUCCUAUAUACAGUUUUCUGGGAAUACUUUCUGUUGUCGGGAUUGUGACUAUGGUGAUUGGAUACUCUCUUGGAAUUGGACCGAUUCCUUGGCUUAUCAUGUCUGAGAUACUUCCGGUGAAUAUAAAGGGUCUUGCUGGAAGCAUAGCGACAUUAACAAAUUGGUUAACUUCAUGGAUAAUCACAAUGACUGCAAACUUGCUUUUAACUUGGAGUAGUGGAGGAACAUUCUUAAUGUACACAGUGGUAGCUGCUUUUACUGUUGUUUUUGCAGCGGUUUGGGUUCCUGAGACAAAAGGAAGAACAUUGGAAGAAAUUCAACUCUCUUUUAAAUAG